Molecule: messenger RNA, 2036 nt
Organism: Aethina tumida (small hive beetle)
Lineage: Eukaryota; Metazoa; Arthropoda; Insecta; Coleoptera; Nitidulidae
Product: lysophosphatidylserine lipase ABHD12
Exons: 7
Coding region: 536-1666 (376 amino acids)
Biological process (GO): monoacylglycerol catabolic process; phosphatidylserine catabolic process
Cellular component (GO): endoplasmic reticulum membrane
Molecular function (GO): monoacylglycerol lipase activity; phosphatidylcholine lysophospholipase A1 activity
Source: RefSeq, a predicted model, not a curated record
UCAGGAUUAUAUUUUUAGUAAAUUUGGAGGCAACAUAAAUGUUCAAAAGAGAAUUAAAUUAUUCAUUUGAAUGUACUACACAAUAAUCAAGGAAACGAAAUAAAAAUAUCACUUAUGUUUAUGAAAUUGUGAAUUUCAAUUUUGGACUAAUUUUACCCAAAACUAACAUUGCUUUCACCAAACCCAUUACAUAAGCCAAAACCGGGUGCCACAAUUAGUGAAAAACCACCAAACAAGAAGUAAUAAAAAAAUCCGACAAGUGUCGUUUCUCCAAGCAGCGGUCCCCGUCCCCGAUGACUCAUUCCAUUCAUGCGUCGGCCCGGCCGGGGAUUCUCCUCUACGUGCACACGUCGCCGUACGAAUUAGCGCGCCUUCGCCUCGCAGACUCACCGGGUGUUGCGUACGGAGAAAUGCAACCUGGCGACCGUCCGACAAACACCUCGUAUACAUAACACUGCCAACCGUUUAGCGAGUAGUGCGUUCCGUUUGGUCGGGGGCUCCUUUCCCCGCACUGUUGGACUCGUUCGUUGCGAAUAUGGUGCACGUUUGUUGUUGGGGUUGGCGGGGCCGUAACGGGAAGGGCGCCUACAAGCCGGGCGUGCACGUGGAGGACGGCGACAAGGGCCGGAAGUCGACGUUCAGAAGGAGCUUGUGCUUGAAGGUUACAUUCGCAACGUUCCAGUUAAUAUUAGCAAUAUUCCUGAUCAUCUUCAUCGUAAUUCCAUUGAUAUAUAAAUUCAGUUAUUCGCUGCAACGCGCCGCCGUCUUCCUCAACUUCAGAAACAUUCCGGGCAAUGCGGACUACCAGGACCCCUCCAAGUACGGUUUGUUUGGGGCCCGUAACUUGUAUGUCACCACCGACGAGAAGGUGAAGCUGGGCGUGUGGCACAUCCUGCCCGAAAACGAAGCCAACGAUACGUCGCAGGACUUCGACCAGGCGCUGGUUAAUGCUGAAAACGUUUUGCUGUACAACCACGGGAACGGGGGUUGUAGACUUACAGAUCACAGGGUGCAACUGUACAAGGUUUUGCGAAAGCAGUUCCAUGUCAUUGCUUUCGACUACCGAAACUAUGGAGACUCAUCAGAAGAAGAGUUGACGGAAGAUGGUGUAGUGAGAGAUGUGAUGUUUAUGAUUAAAUGGAUCAAAUCAAAGACUAAGGGUCACGUUUUCGUUUGGGGCCAUUCUUUGGGCACCAGUUUGUCCACGCACGCACUAGCCAGGUUGCAAACUCAGGGAAUCACUGUUACAGGAUUGAUUUUGGAAAGUCCUUUUAAUAAUAUGAAAGAAGAAAUUAGCGAGUUUCCGUUGGCCAGUUGGUUCCGCGGUUUACCGUGGUUCUCGUUCACGGUGAUUGAACCGAUGCAACAAAAUAACUUUGUCUUUAAAACGGACGUUCACAUUUGCCACGUGGAUUUGCCCGUUAUCAUUUUGCACGCAGAAGAUGACAGAGUUGUUCCAUACAAACUAGGUUACAAGUUAUACAGAGCUGCAAAACAAUGCAAAUCUGAAAGGGUGGGAUCUAUAGAGUUUCAUACUUUUGAAGCUAAGCGAAACUAUGGACACAAAUACAUCUAUAAAGAUGAAGACCUAAGUGAUAUUAUAGGCGGCUUUGUUAAAAAAGCCAUAUCAGAAACUACCAGAAAAAACCUCAAUAACGUCGACUAAUACAUAUCAAAACUAUUUUUAGUACUAUUUCUAAGUAGGCAAUUAUUUAAUUUAUUUUGUUUAUUAUAUAUGUGAUCAAUUAUUUAACUUUUAAAUGUUUCUUAAACAAUUCCUUUUUAUUCUGGUCAAUAUUUAUUAGUUUAUUAGCCAUAGUAAAAAACAAUGUGAUUUAUGUGAGUGUGUUAUAAAAUGAUCAUGCUGUGAUGACGAUUCUCUUAGACAUGGAAUGUAAAAAAGUAUUAUUAUGUGGCUGAAAUAUUAUUGUUGGCCAUUUAUUAUGUGACAGUCAAAAUUUAAAAGGGUAUUAAGUAUUUUAAACGAUAUACGUUGAUCAAAUGAAAAUUUCGUAGCAAAUAAAUAAUUUUUUUAA